AUGAAGGGGAUUAUAGGGGUAGCGGCGGCCAUCUCCAUCGCGCUCAUGCGCUUUGCCAGCGGUGCAUAUACCUCUGAAAUGGGACUUUGUGCUGAUAUGUGCCCUUCUUCUACCUUGGUUGCGGCGGAUGGCGCUGGAAUUUCUCGGUGCUACGAAGCCUGCAAGCGGCUGAUACACCGCGUGAAGUAUGGAGACAUAUUAGACGACAUGAAGAUCGACAAGGUUGUCAGUGCACCCAAGGAGAGCGCGCUUACGCGGCUUCGCAAGGGACUCGGGAAGAAAAAACCAGGCAGUGCGAGACCAACAUCAGGGAGUAGCUCUAGCUCAGACGGCGAAGCAUCCGCAUAG
Molecule: messenger RNA, 348 nt
Organism: Babesia ovata
Lineage: Eukaryota; Apicomplexa; Aconoidasida; Piroplasmida; Babesiidae
Product: cyclosome subunit, putative
Exons: 2
Coding region: 1-348 (115 amino acids)
Source: RefSeq, a predicted model, not a curated record